Paramecium sonneborni is the source of this 1073-nucleotide messenger RNA. Lineage: Eukaryota; Ciliophora; Oligohymenophorea; Peniculida; Parameciidae. The record is from the annotation of a GenBank genome assembly.
GAAAUAUUUAAAGAAAAGCAUAAAUUUUUUAUUAAAUUUUCUCCACAUCCAUAUGAAUUUGAACUCAAAUUUACAAACAAUACUUGAGGAAGAAGGUGGAACUACAGAUACUCUAUUUAAGAAGAAGUAAUUAUAAAAAUAAGAAUGGGAUAAAUUCUUUGAUAAUAUGAUAAUAGUUAAUGUAAUGUAAAUUUUCAAUUAACUUAGGGUACUCCAAUUUAUACAAUAAUGAAGCAUGAACCAAUUAUAUUAUUAAUUCAUGGAGCCGGUCAUUGUGCUAUGACUUUUGCUUUGUUGUGUUAGUAAUUGAAAACAUUUUGUAGUUGUGUUUCUUAUGAUUUAAUAUAACAUGGUUAAUCUUAAAGAACAGAAUCAUUAGAAAUUGAUAAUUUAAUUAAAGAAUGUGAAGGUGUAAUAGAGUAUAUAAGAUUGAUUAAACCUAAUACAAAUAUAAUAUUAUUAGGACAUAGUUUAGGAGCAGCUAUUGCUUGUAAAUUGAUACCUAAAUAAUUUAUAAGAGGUCUAAUAGUUAUCGAUAUGAUUGAAAGUAGAGCUAUAGAAAGUGUUUAAUAAAUGGUAUAAGAUUUGAGAAAAAGACCCUCUCAAUUUUAUUCUUAUUCUAGCGCUAUUAGUUAUCAUUUAUCUAAUAAUCUUAUUAAAAAUCCUUAAUCUGCUUAGAUUACAGUUCCUCAUUACUUAAAUGAUAAUUUAGAAUGGAAGGUAGAUCUAAUUUAAACUAAAAAAUAUUGGUUAUAAUGGUUUAAAGGUAUUUAAGAUGGUUUUGAUAAUUUCCCUUAUCCUAAAAUGUUAUUUGUUGCUGAAAUGAAUAGAUUAUGUUCAAUCUAAUUUAAAUAAAAAAAAUAUACAAUUCAUCUUUUUGAUAAAUCAGGUCAUUCAAUGCAUGAAGAUGAGCCUUUAAGAAUGGCAAAACAUAUUUCAGAUUUUAUUUUCCAUGAAAAAAUUCCUUUAAAUUCUGAAGAGAUAGAAUAAAUAAAUACUUCAGGAGUAUUAAACUUUUAAUCUAGUGCUUUAUCAUAUGAUAAAUAAAUAAAAGAUAUUAUUUGAAGUUUUAC